CCUUAGAUCUGUACUGUGUUAAUAAAACAAAAUGUAAAAUAUGAACAUAAGUAAUAGGUUAUUAUAUCAGAGGUUAGUUUAUAAGAUAAAAAUAUAUAACAGUUGUGAAAGUGUUAGUCUCAUCGAAUGCCAACUUUGAAAACAAAGAAGGCUCGAAGUAAACCAAUAACUGUUAAUUAAUUUAUUUAUUUUUCGAAAUAUUUUAUCCUCCAAGGAGGAAAGAUGCAAAAAGUAAAGAAGAAAGUCGCAGAAAAGAUGAGAUGGAUAGAAAAGGCAGCAAGGACUCAAAGACUUCUCCACCUUCGAAGGACAAAUCAGAUUCAAAAUUGCUAUCCAAAGGAAAAGAAGAAAAGGGUCGACCUGAUUCGGGAAGAUUCGGAAGGCGCCCCGACAGCCGACGUUCCGACGAGCGACGUCCGGAAGACAGGCGAAACACUAAUCGGAGAGAACGAAGGGAUGCUCCGGAAAGUUCUGGAAGUGAUCGAGGACGAGAUGAUCGUUUUCGGAAAGACGGCGGGAGUGACACGAGUGGCCGACGAGACCGAAGACCCGACAGUCGACGAGAUUCGCGACCAACUCGAGAAUCCGAAAACAAGCCGAAAGACCGAGAAACCUUGCCGAAAGCAGCCGAUUCUGACAAAGGUGUAAAACGCGGUAAAGAGCAAGACAAGGAGCACGUGAGCGACUCGGCGAAGGAAAGCGAAAAGAAGGCUAGAGACAGCGGAGAGGUUGGUGAUAACACCCCUCCAGGAGAGGAAGCCAAGGGAACUUCAAAGGAGGAGAAAAGUCGAAGUGAAGAAGAAGCGAUCAAACAGCGGCGACUACGAAACAAGGAUCGACCUGACCGAGCUAUUUACCAGCCAAGAUCAGUUUCACGGGGAGGUUCAAAAGCAGACUCGCCAAAAACAAGUGAAACUACAGAAAGAGAACGGAGCAAAGACCCGAAGGGUAGGGAGAAGAAUCGUGAACCAGAACGUGAUACGAGAAAAACUCGUGACGAAAAACCGCGUGAUCGAUAUCGCGACGAUCGAAGAGAGCGUGACAGGGAUCGAAGAACUGACCGUGAAAAGGAUCGUGAACGCGAGCGCCCGCGAGAAAAGACACGUGAUCGUGAACCAGAGAGUGACAGAAGGCGUGACAUUGAGCGCGCAAAUGAAGAACGAGAGGAUAAAAGCAAAGCUGAAAAAUGCGAGAGCGAACGUAAUGAGACGAAGAAAACAACUUGUGAAUGACACUCCAGUCUGGAUAUUAGUGCAAAAACAGCAAGGCGAUCGUUCAUUUUUCUUGUGAAAAAUAUUUUCUUCGCGACCGUAAACCACAAAGCGGUUUUUAUCCCGCUUAUCAAGAGCAUCUUUUGGACUCAUCGUUGAAGAAACGUUUUCUGUUUAUAAACUGAAUUAAAAAGUUCAAAUAAAACCAUUCGAGAAACAAAGGGAAAUGCGUUCUUGCCUCAAAGCAGUCGGGGCUGUUAUGAUUUUUUUCCCGUUUGUUCGUUGUGAUAAAACUGAAUUAAAUCCACUAUACGCCGCGAAAAUAUACCCCCAUAAGAGAAAAUGAAUGGUCUCUUGGCCCCCAUCAAGGCCUUAAAACAGCGUUUUCCCGAAGCACCCACGGUUCAUAUUGACAUGUCCAUAUGAGCUGCAAAGAACCCCUGUCCGUUAGGGCCGACCUGCUAUUGAUGAUUUUUUAGGCGCUCGGAGAUAAGGCCGAACCGCAGUUCAUUUUCGUCCCCAUAGCCCUUAUAGCUUCUCUUAGCCGGUAGGAUCUGGGCACGAACGAAGGGACAGUGUUGCAUGCUGCUGUUUCAGGGCUCUUCAAUGAUUCUUUAUUAAUGUGGAAUGUCAUUUUCUAGGAGUGAGCGCUUCGCAGAGUUCUAAGUCUUUGUAAGGAUUUUAAACGAAAUAAUUCAUCUUCAAAGAGCGGCAUGCCUACAAUCUCAAAUGGCUGAAAAUCACGAGCGUGAUUUUAGCUUUGUCACGCGCCGCUAUUACCCAAAUUCCAAAUACACUGGUUUCCAAACGAACGAAGCUAAGGAGCUGAAAAGUUGCAAAAAGGAUAUGAAUUCAGCGCCUCUUUAUAUGUCUGAUGACUUUGAUGAAGGAUUUUAAAGUCAACCUCGUUUAGAACGAGGUGGGUAAACACUUUAGUUGAUGACAUCACGUCACCACAUGAAACGCUCGUUUAGGUUCGUCACGUAACGCUCGUUACAGAAAAGAAGUCGGCCAUAGUCGGGGCAUGCACUGCGGCGAACAUGGCAAACUGUUGUCUAAUUUUCACAGGGUUUCUCGCGAUCUUGGUCGCCAUUAUCGUUGGCAUGUACUUCAAUCGAACUAUACCAGAAGGAAUGCCUAACGAUCAGUUAACCGGUCUGCGAGUGCUGAGUGUCGCCUCGGAUAUCGUUCAAUUUCUGGGCUAUACAGCUUCACUGUUUAGGAUUGGUGACUCACCAAUGGAAAAUGAGAAAACAAUGCAGGGCUGGGCAAUUGCACUGAAAACUGCCACUAAAAAAGAUCAUGAUCAUGAAAGGUUCUUGGAAAUCAGAGAUGAAAAGAUAGCCAACAUUCCUGUUCGUAUUUACAAACCAAAGAAAAUUGAUGCAGGCAAGAAAUCAACUGGGCUUGUUUUUCUGCACGGUGGUGGAUGGACUAUUGGAACUGUUGAUAUGUAUCACUCAGUGAUUUCUCGUUUGGCUAAAGAAGCUGAUGUUGUGUUGGUGUCUGUUGAGUACAGAUUGGCACCCAAGUACACCUUCCCUGCCCAAUUCCAUGACUGCUAUGCUGUUGUUAAGACCUUGCUAGCCACCGGUGAUAAGUAUGGUAUUGAUACUAGCCGCCUUGUUGUUUCCGGGGAUAGUGCUGGUGGUAACCUAGCAGCAGCUGUAGCUCUUAAGCUUCGCGAUGAAGGGAAACAACAACUGGCUGCUCAGGUAAGGACACCUCAGUCCAGCUCCAGUGAAGCUGCAGGGCGGG
Orbicella faveolata is the source of this 2969-nucleotide messenger RNA. RefSeq lists its product as uncharacterized. Gene Ontology annotation, cellular component: nucleolus; cytoplasm. The record is from RefSeq and is a predicted model, not a curated record. Gene Ontology annotation, molecular function: mRNA binding. Gene Ontology annotation, biological process: positive regulation of translation; nuclear-transcribed mRNA catabolic process, nonsense-mediated decay. NCBI's taxonomy places the organism in Eukaryota, Metazoa, Cnidaria, Anthozoa, Scleractinia, Merulinidae.